Cyphellophora attinorum is the source of this 2331-nucleotide messenger RNA. RefSeq lists its product as uncharacterized. Gene Ontology annotation, biological process: RNA processing. The transcript is spliced from 2 exons. Bases 1 to 2331 code for a protein of 776 amino acids. Gene Ontology annotation, cellular component: nucleus. NCBI's taxonomy places the organism in Eukaryota, Fungi, Ascomycota, Eurotiomycetes, Chaetothyriales, Cyphellophoraceae. Gene Ontology annotation, molecular function: RNA binding. The record is from RefSeq and is a predicted model, not a curated record.
AUGGCGUCGACAAAGAAAUCAGUGUUCGAGAAGCAGAAAGAGGAAGCGGAGGCAAAGAAAGCGAGGGACAAGGCUGAGACCGAUGCUGUAUACCAAGACUUCGUGAAGUCGUUCGAGCAAGACGCUACCUACGCCGCAGCGACUCCUCAAAGCCGGCCGCAGAAUGCAGGUUUCGGAUCAGGACCCGGGUUCGGAAAGCGACAUUUCACAGGUAGUGGACUCAAGAGCGGUCCUGGCAGCCUUGGCCCGGCGCCCGUCAUCCCGAAGAGCGGUCCAGGCAGCCUAGGACCGUCCUUCGCAGGCAAACGUUAUUUCGAAGAUCGUCAGUACCAGCAAGCUCGUGACCGCACAGACCCGUUCCGCUCAGAUCGAAGGUAUCAGGAAUCUUCCGCCCAAGAGCCGGGUGGAGGCAUUCGCGACGAUGCAGAAGAGAAGACGGCGAGGCCGACCCUGCACUUGUCCUCCCUUCCACCUGGAACAUCACCCACAGUCAUCAAGGCCUUGUUCACAUCAUCUCCGCUGUUAGUUGAGGAUGUCCGCCUCCUGCCCACACCUGGUGCCGAGCGAAGGAGCAGCUCCGCUAUAGUGACGCUGGCUGCAGAGACCUCCGCCAGCGAUAUCGAUACUGUCGUUUCGUCGUUGCAGAACAGGUACAUGGGCUUCGGUUUCAACCUGUCUUUGUCACGACAUUUGUCCUCAGCAGCACUGGCUGGCGCUGGUGGCUUUGCUGACAUCCUUGCUAGGGCCCCGCCGCCUGGGCAAGGAAGAGGAUUCGCUCCACCAUCUUCAUACACUUCAUCAACACCGUAUAAGCGCAGAGAGCAAUCACAGAUCUUGGUGCAGCCUCCGAGCGACCUGAAACAGCUUAGACUGAUACACAAGACAAUCGAGAACCUGCUGACACAUGGUCCGGAGUUUGAGGCCCUACUUAUGUCCAGACCACAAGUUCAGCGUGACCAACAGUGGGAAUGGCUCUGGAACCCUAGAUCUCAAGGCGGGGUGUAUUACAGAUGGCGCCUGUGGCGCAUCCUCAAUGGGUCCGCCAAGCGCAAGGAACGUCAAUCAUACGCGACCAAGCCCGAAGGCGAGUAUCUAUUCGAAGGGCAAAGCGUAUGGGUUCCCGCGGCAGAACAGCCCAAAUUCGAGUAUAUCACCACGAUAGAGGAGUUCAUCAGCGACGAUGACUACGACUCAUCAGAUGAGGAAGCCGAGUUCGAAGAAGGCGAGCUCUCAAAACGACACAAUGAUCACAACGCCACUGGCUUGCACCAAGCCCUGACCGACACAGGCGACGGACACGGCUACCUCAACCCUCUAGCCAAAGCCAAACUAAUCCACCUCCUCACCCGCCUCCCUGAAGUCAACACCAAACUCCGCCGCGGCGACGUCGUGCGCGUGACCGCCUUCGCCAUCGAACACGCCGGUGCAGGCGCCAACGAAGUCGCCGAUCUCAUUACCCGAAACGUCCUCCAGCCCCUCAGCCUCCGCGAUACAUCCGACCCGCUCACCAACGACGAGCCCCCAACGGACAAGAAAGACACAUCCACCGCUGCCCUCGUAACCCUCUACACCAUCUCCGACAUCCUCUCCGCCUCCGCGAGCGCCGGUGUCCGGCACGCCUGGCGCUACCGCCAACUCUUCGAGACCUCUCUCCGAAAACAGAAAGUCUUCGAGAAGCUCGGCCGCCUGGACCGCGACCUAUCAUGGGGCAAGAUGAAGGCGGAGAAGUGGAAGCGCAGCGUGCAGAAUAUCCUCCAGCUGUGGGAGGGCUGGUGUGUGUUCCCGCAGAGCAGUCACGAGGCGAUGGUGGAGGUGUUUUUGAAUCCGCCGCUGAGUAAAGAAGAGCAAAGGAGGUUCGAAGAGGAUGAGAAGCGUAAGGCAGAUGAGGAAGCGGAGAGAAGGAAAGCAGGGAAUAAGUGGAGGAGCGUGGAUGCUGAGCAGCAGCAGGCGGGAGAAGAAGAUGCGAAGAUGGGUGGUAUGCAUGUCGACGGACGGGAGAUGUCUAGUGAGGACGAAGACGACCCCACAGCCAUGGACGUCGACGAGACAACACUGCUGGACCCCGCCGUGGAUGGCACAUCCCUCGUGGACAGCAGCGACGAGGAGCAGAUGGACGCUGACGACAAUGCACCCCCUCCUCCACCACCUCCUGAACCGGAAGAAGCUCCGCGUGCACCACCAGCGCAACCAGCCGCCGAGGCUCAGUCCUCCAGCGCGUCAUCGCCACUGAAGGCCACAAUACCGAAAACAACGCUGAUAUCGAAAGGCAGGCAGCGACCCAGAGCAACAGACAUGUUCGCAGACGAGGAAGAUGAGUCGGACGGCCAAUAA